AUGGCUAUUUGGAAAACAUGUAAUAAGCUUUGUUUGAAUGAUAAGAGGCCUUCUCUUAUGCGUGUUUUUCGCUCUAUUAAAUCUUGGUUGCGGUUUGCUGCUCCUCAUUUGCCUGGUUAUUCCCGUGAUGUGUUGGAUUCUCAGUUGCUAGUGAGCCUGGGAAUCCAACCAGUUGCUCGCAAAUCAGUUGCUCCUCGGUUGGGUCUUUGGCAUCCCCCUAUUUUCCCUUGGAUUAAGCUUAACACUGAUGGGUUAGCUAAAUGUAUUCCUGGCCCUGCAGCUUAUGGUGUUGUUUUUCGGGUUGCGAAUGGUCAUUAUUUUGGAGGUUAUUGUCAAGGUUUAGGUCAACACUCAGCUUUCUUUGCGGAGUUAAUGGGAGUUAUAAUUGGUAUUGAGAUUACUUUUCGAAUGGGAUGGCAUUGUAUUUGGUUGGAGAGUGAUUCGACGAGUGUUUUAGCAUGCAAUUCUGUGGCAGAUAGGUUAACAAAUUUGGGUUUGGCUUCUUCAUCUCUGAUUUGGCAUGCCUCACCUCCACCCGAGAUCUCUCCAUACUUGAGAAUGGAUGACCAGGGGUUCCCUUAUUCUCGUGUUUCUUCUUGA
Molecule: messenger RNA, 600 nt
Organism: Rosa rugosa (rugosa rose)
Lineage: Eukaryota; Viridiplantae; Streptophyta; Magnoliopsida; Rosales; Rosaceae
Exons: 2
Coding region: 1-600 (199 amino acids)
Molecular function (GO): nucleic acid binding; RNA-DNA hybrid ribonuclease activity
Source: RefSeq, a predicted model, not a curated record